AUGCAUACCCUUAACGGCAAGGGAGACGGAGUUUAUCGAAGAAUGUUAUUUUGCUCAUUUAAGGACGUCCAAUUGAUUUCUAUAACUAUUCUUGGUCUCUUAUUUAAUAUACUAAUCUACGUAUUUCCUUCGCAGGUUUACAGUCCAGAACAAGGACGUUGGACUGAAUUGGGAGCUCUCGAUGUUAUGCAGAUGUUGGGACGAGCCGGUCGUCCUCAAUACGAUACCAAGGGUGAGGGAAUUUUGAUAACAAACCACACCGAAUUGCAGUACUAUCUUAGUCUGAUGAAUCAACAGUUGCCCAUUGAAUCGCAAUUAUUGUCAAGGCUGCCAGACAUCUUGAAUGCGGAGAUUGUCCUUGGAACCGUGACCAACGUUCGCGAGGCGGUAACUUGGCUCGGCUACACUUAUCUAUAUAUCAGAAUGUUGCGUAAUCCAUCUCUGUAUGGUGUGCCAGUCGGCAGCGAAUACUCAGAUCCGUGGCUUGAGCAGCGUCGACGUGAUCUCAUUCACACGGCUGCUCUCGUCCUAGAAAAGAGUCAGUUGGUGCGCUAUGAUCGACGCUCUGGCAGUCUUAUUUCUACCGAACUGGGUCGAAUAGCCUCCCUCUAUUAUCUAACACAUGAAACUAUGUCAUCCUACAACAAACUUCUUCGUGCUGGACUUGGCGAGAUUGAGUUAUUCCGAGUUUUCGCUGCUAGUUCGGAGUUCAGGCAGAUUACCGUUAGACAAGAGGAAAAAUUCGAAUUGGCUAAACUGCUUGAACGCGUGCCAAUACCUAUUAAAGAGGCUGCUGAUGAACCUGCAGCUAAAGUCAACUGUCUUUUGCAGACCUACAUUUCUGGUAAUCAAACUAGUCAGAAUUUUUCUUUCGGGCAUAACCUUAAUGAUAAACACGAUUUUCCUCAAAUGAAUUUUGAAAGAUCUGAUACACUAAAGAUUUAA
Protopolystoma xenopodis is the source of this 945-nucleotide messenger RNA. The record is from the annotation of a GenBank genome assembly. NCBI's taxonomy places the organism in Eukaryota, Metazoa, Platyhelminthes, Monogenea, Polystomatidea, Polystomatidae.